Messenger RNA from Sycon ciliatum, 1298 nucleotides. RefSeq names its product vasorin-like. The record is from RefSeq and is a predicted model, not a curated record. Gene Ontology annotation, molecular function: protein binding. NCBI's taxonomy places the organism in Eukaryota, Metazoa, Porifera, Calcarea, Leucosolenida, Sycettidae. Bases 83 to 1006 code for a protein of 307 amino acids. The transcript is spliced from 8 exons. Gene Ontology annotation, cellular component: extracellular matrix.
UCCUCUUGCGACGAGCUUUCCAGGAAGCCCAAGAUUGAAAAAAAAUCGUCAAAAGGAGACUAAAAUCAUAGCCCGGAGAAUUAUGGAAUUUGAGAUGUCAAUCCACACUGUACUGUCAUUGGUCAUCUGCUACUAUGUACUCACCGGUACUACAGUGAUGAGUUGUCCUGCAUCCUGUAGGUGUUAUGCACCUGAUUACCGUGUAUUUUGCUACAGUGGCGGAUUAACAAUGGUGCCUGGUGGAAUACCGAAUACAACAAAAGAUCUAUAUUUGUACAAUAAUCAGAUCCAGACUUUAAGUGGUGGUGUGUUCUCUGGUCUAAUCAACCUCGAAAGACUAGAUUUGAGGAUUAAUCAGAUCCAGAGUUUAAGUGAUGGUGUGUUCUCUUGUCUAACAACCCUGCAAACACUAUAUUUGAGCAAUAAUCAGAUCCAGAGUUUAAGUGAUGGUGUGUUCUCUUGUCUAACAAACCUCCAAACACUAUAUUUGGACAACAAUCAGAUCUCAACAAUAGGUAGUGGUGUUUUUACUGGUCUACCAAACCUCCGCACCCUGUGGCUAUUUGAUAAUCCUCUUCUUCUGACACAAUGUCUUUCUGUUCCGUUACCUUCCCUCGAUUUAUCCGCUGAAUACUGCACUUCCUGCGUUCGUGUCGACCAACGUGUCAAGUCUUGUUUGGAAAAAGAUAUACAAUGGGUUUCAACCACUCCACAAUGGGACUCCACUACUACUCCUACUUACUCUCUUUUGACUUUUCUUCUUGGAAUUGGUGGCGGGAUAGUCUUCGGAUUUUUGGCUGCUUUUUUUGUGGUUGUAAUUAUUUUGUUGGCGCGGAAGAAAGUGAGGUUCACUAAGCCUAAGAUCAAAGAGCAAGCUAGGCCUACACAAAAUGAAGCAUAUGAAGAUGCUACUAUUGCAGAGUGUACCCUCACUGAUAGUCGUGCUUACGAACUCCCACCGGGUGCAGAGCAACCACAACCACAAUAUAUGACUGUUCUUCCAUAGUUAUUGCCUUCAAUACAGUUCACCUUAGGCCUCGGCGGAUAGUGCUGGCAUGUUUCAUGCAUAUUAACUUGACUGUAGCAUGUGGAUCGCGCCAUGGAUAAAAUACUUGAUAUUUGCCGCUUCUUUAGCAUCUUCAAUAUUCUUCACAGUAUUCAACCAUUUCCGUGCUCUGCGAUUACUAAAAACUAGGGAUGAAACGAUUACACCGAUUACUCGGGACAUACUCGUUAUCUCUAUGAUCGCUACUCGUUAUGCUGUUAUCGAGUAUGCACUGCCUGUACAUGUCAUGUAC